AUGCCUCACUCCAAGAACCCCGAUCCUGCUGCCAAGCAACAGCGCUGCCAACCUCAGCAACCUUCCAAGCCUGCCCUCCCAUCUCUCUCUGGUACGCCUCCCUCUGGACCUGUUCAGCACGAUACCAUCCUCGAUGGUGGUCCCCCUUAUGAACUUCUUGCUCAGCUUCCUGCUGAGCUCCUCGCCAAGUUCUACAAAGCCCACCCUUUGGCUUCUUCAGACAAGCACUAA
Colletotrichum karsti is the source of this 231-nucleotide messenger RNA. RefSeq lists its product as uncharacterized. The coding region runs from base 1 to 231 and encodes 76 amino acids. Lineage: Eukaryota; Fungi; Ascomycota; Sordariomycetes; Glomerellales; Glomerellaceae. The transcript has a single exon. The record is from RefSeq and is a predicted model, not a curated record.